Messenger RNA from Gossypium arboreum, 2256 nucleotides. Its product is annotated as sucrose transport protein SUC3. Gene Ontology annotation, cellular component: membrane. The record is from RefSeq and is a predicted model, not a curated record. Lineage: Eukaryota; Viridiplantae; Streptophyta; Magnoliopsida; Malvales; Malvaceae. Gene Ontology annotation, molecular function: sucrose:proton symporter activity.
GCUGAUCCAUUUCCCUCCCACCCUCCAUCCAACGCUCCCCUUUCUCGCUUUUCUCUUUGAUGUCAAACUUUCUUGUCGACAACUCAUGAUCAUUUAUGAAAAACAAUAACAUUGACCUUACACGUAAAGAUCUUAGAACUCAUCUGCAUUAUCCUUGAUGCAUAUGUGACGUACGCGAACAUGAGCAAUAAAUAAAUGCGAGCGAAAGACCGUCAUUCCUCUUAAUCGUUCCCUUGUCUCUGCCCAGAUAUGACCUCGCAUUAACGUAAUUUUAUUCGGAUCCAAACUGAAAAACAAAAAAGUAAAAUAGAGAAAAAGAAAUUUAUUUCGAUUUUAUGUUCUAAAUUUUUAAUUUGGAGGCUUGAUUUAAUUAGCUCUUUGAGGAUAACCCGCGACUGAGUCAAAAUGGCUAUGGCAUUGGCGGGAAUGAGUGACUCAGUGUCAGUCAGGGUUCCGUACAGUAACUUAAAGAACGAAUUGGAAGUUGAAAUGAUCGUCGAUCCUCUUCUUCAGAUGGAUCUGAAUUCGUCUCCCAGCUUUCGUUCAACUUCUUCCUCGUCUCCUUCGUCGAGGCCUCCCCACGGAAACUUUAACUUAUCGUCGCCAAUCCGCGUCAGGUCCAAGGAUUCUAGCUUAAUGACUCUAGUUCUUAGUUGUAUGAUCGCAGCUGGGGUUCAGUUUGGUUGGGCUUUGCAACUAUCGCUCUUGACUCCUUACAUUCAGACACUUGGAAUAGGACACACUUUUUCUUCAUUUAUUUGGCUCUGCGGUCCAAUAACUGGUCUUGUGGUUCAACCUUGUGUUGGCAUUUGGAGUGAUAAAUGCACUUCAAAAUAUGGAAGGAGACGACCUUUUAUCCUAGCUGGAUCACUCAUGAUCUCUGUUGCUGUGAUAAUAAUCGGGUUUUCUGCAGAUGUUGGAUACAUAUUAGGCGAUACAAAGGAGGAUAGCAUUACAUUUAAGGGUACACGAACAAGGGCAGCUUUUGUCUUUGAUAUUGGGUUUUGGAUGUUGGAUCUUGCAAACAAUACAGUGCAGGGACCAGCUCGUGCCCUUCUGGCUGAUCUGUCAGGUCCUGAUCAACAUAAUUCUGCAAACGCUAUAUUUUGCUUAUGGAUGGUUGUUGGAAACAUCUUGGGAUUUUCCGCUGGUGCUAGUGGGAGUUGGCACAGAUGGUUUCCUUCUUUGAAAAGUAGAGCUUGCUGUGAAGCCUGUGCCAAUCUUAAUGCAGCAUUUCUUGUUGCUCUUGUCUUUCUCUUUUCUUGUACUCUUGUGACUAUAUGUUUUGCGAAGGAGGUUCCACUUUCAGUGCCAGCAAACCAGCCAGCUCACGUAUCGGAUUCUGCUCCUUUGUUGGAUGAUUCCAAUCAACAUAGCUUUCAACACCCAAAAUCAAAAUCUGAAGUAUCUGUUGUUCUCAAUGCUAAUAGGAACCAUACUGAAAAUGGAUAUGAGCGAGUGUCAAAAUCUGAGCAUGCUAAGAGAAAAGAUACAAAUGUUCAAGAUGAAGUUUUCAGUGAUGGACCUGGUGCUGUUCUUGUCAACACCAGUUUAAGGCAUUUACAGUCUGGAAUGCGCUCAGUGCUUAUUGUUAUGGCUCUCAGUUGGCUUUCCUUGUUCCCGUUCUUUCUGUUUGAUACGGAUUGGAUGGGAAGAGAAGUAUAUCAUGGAGAUCCAAAGGGGAAUGCUUCUGAAAUAAAAUUGUAUGAUCAAGGUGUCAGAGAAGGUGCAUUUGGUUUGCUAUUAAAUUCUGUUGUUCUGGGUGUUAGUUCUCUCUUUAUUGAGCCGAUGUGUAAAAGGGUGGGAUCAAGACUUGUUUGGGCAAUGAGCAACUAUAUUGUGUUUGGCUGUAUGGCUGUCACAGCUAUAAUUAGUUUGGUAUCUGUCAGAGAAUAUUCUCAAGGGAUCAAACAUGUAAUGGGAGGGAGUGCUGCAAUGAGGAUUGCUGCCUUGGUUAUAUUCAUUCUUCUAGGCUUUCCUUUAGCUAUUACCUUUAGUGUUCCAUUUUCUGUUACAGCAGAGUUAACUGCUGAAUCUGGUGGCGGCCAAGGAUUGGCAAUUGGAGUUCUGAACCUUGCAAUUGUUGUUCCACAGAUGUUUGUAUCGCUGGGUGCAGGUCCUGAGAUGCUAUUUGGUGGAGGAAAUAUACCAGCCUUUAUUUUGGGUUCCUUAUGCGCUCUGGCUGCAGGGGUUAUCGCAACUUUCAGGCUGCCUGAUUUGUCAAGUUCCUUCAAGUCUGGUUUUCAUUUUGGUUAA